AUUAAAAUUGACGUCACAUUUUAGAGGAAAAAAUAUACAAACUUAUAUUUUAAUUUCUAUUGCAUUUGAAUGGAUUUUCUUCCAUUAUCAACCAGUAAAUCUUGUACUACGCCUUUCACUGAACCAGGCGUAAUAAAUAAAGAUUGUGCCAUGAGUAAUAUAAAAGAGUCUAAAUCAAUUAGUGAUAAAGAUGAAAAAUUUAUAAAAAAUGUUUUGCAAAACCAAUACGCUGUACAAUACACAGGAGGAGAUUCAUUGAUAAACAAAUAUCCUGAAACUGCUCCUUUUCCAUACCCAAGCACUAAAUUGAGAGCAGAAGCACCACCCUUUAUGCCUGAAGGCAUUAUUAUCUCUUUAGAAAAUAUACCUCACGUUACUUUGGACAUGACACCUGUCAGUGAAGAAUGCUUUUUUAACAUCAAUUUACCCCAAGACCCUAUCAAUCAAAUGAUUGAAGAUAACAAUGGUUUUAAGGACAUAAAAGAACGAGAAUUACAAUCAUUUGGACCUGAUCUAAAUGAAGCUACUGAAAACGAUUCACUAAAAGUUAAUAUUUCGAUUGAGAAAGACAUGAACGAAGUUGCUGUGGAGGCAUCUCCUUCCACAGUAGUAAGAGAAGAAAUAGCUACCCAAUAUCCUUCACGGCCUUCAAUAUUUUUAAGAAGGUUCACACUUGAAAGCAGAACCCAAAUUGCAGUCCUAGUAACUAGCAUUGUUGUCUCAAUGGUGUUGAUAAUAUAUGUGUUUGUUUAAUUAUUUUUAAUCACAAAUCUGUGCAUAAAAGUUUUCUCAUAAAUGGAAAAAGUUCUUAUUGAGCUACCAA
Molecule: messenger RNA, 823 nt
Organism: Chelonus insularis
Lineage: Eukaryota; Metazoa; Arthropoda; Insecta; Hymenoptera; Braconidae
Exons: 3
Coding region: 70-753 (227 amino acids)
Source: RefSeq, a predicted model, not a curated record